Messenger RNA from Cladophialophora carrionii CBS 160.54, 2031 nucleotides. RefSeq lists its product as uncharacterized. NCBI's taxonomy places the organism in Eukaryota, Fungi, Ascomycota, Eurotiomycetes, Chaetothyriales, Herpotrichiellaceae. The coding region runs from base 1 to 2031 and encodes 676 amino acids. Gene Ontology annotation, molecular function: RNA binding. The transcript is spliced from 8 exons. The record is from RefSeq and is a predicted model, not a curated record.
AUGUCUCCUCAUGGUGCAGCCAUGAGUUCUUCUCCUCACUCUGUCGAUGAGACCACCAACCAUGGCACACCGUCGACCAACAUCACUGCCUUCACUCCUGAGGCUGGUUCCGGCACCAAAGGACGUGUUGUUGACUCGGCUCGCCGCCCUGUCCGUACACUUCGCCCUGGUCAACUCACGCUUGCAAACGAUGAGUCUGAAGAAGACAUCUUCUUGUCUGCCCCAUCCACCAAAGGAACUCAGCUCUCCCCAACCGCCGAAGUCUUCACUCCUACUUUGCCAACUACCUUCAUGAAGAAGGAUGCAGAGGGCCAGGCAGGCAACACCAUUCUUGCUGAAGAGUACGAUGAACCUAUUCGUACUCCCCACAAGUUCGAGUUCUUCCCGAAUGGCGUUCCUGCAGCUCGUCGUGCCGAGGUCGAGAAGCACGUUCGAAUUCAUCAAUUUGGCCUCAUCGAUAUCAACCAAGUCCCCUUCAACAAUGUCGCUCGUAUAUAUGUACAUGACAUCACCAUCACCGAUGGUGUCUUCAGCACUGACGAAGGUUUCUCUCGCUCCUUCCUCGUCAGCGGCGUUCCAUUCGGGUUCCCCUCGCGAGUCAUUGGCCAACACUUCACGGUGGAGAGAUUUCCAAGUCUCCGAGGUGUCAAUGCCACCAAACUCCCAAGUGGCCUCUUCGUUGUCUCUUGCUCUGACAUCCGCGAGGCCAAGCAAGCUGUCGCUGUUGCCAAGUCGAUCCUCCCCUUUGCCACGCUCAUGCCAUGCAGCGGCAAGACCUACGCAAGAGAGAUUGGUGCAGAUCCAAACCUCGCCAGUGACUACGAAGGACAGAUGAUACUCAGCAUCUACUACAAUCCGAAUGCUGCUGCACCACCAGUCGAGGCACAUCCAGUCAUUGCGGAGAUCAAGCGUCUUCUUGACCAAUGUGGCGAUGUCAAGGCUUUCCACACUUGCACCUCUCUCCAGACCCAUGUCCGAGAGAUCCGUGUCGAGUUCUACAAUGCCGAUCAUGUUGACGUCGCCAAGGAUGUCGUUCGUGGCACUGUCAUCCAGGGUUGUGUCCUCGACGCUAGGCCAUACCAGCCAGAUGUCCGUGUUCCCAUUGAAGAUGAAGAAGAAAUCGAGGCUUUUCAGCAGCUUUCCAUCACUGGUCGCUCAAGAGUCCCAGUCGAUGAUGAUGACUAUGCCCGCCUUGCUCAUACCAUCCAUCGUGAUGGUCUGCAUCGUGGUCGUCGCGUCGCUCAGAACAUGAACCACAAUGCCGUCGACGUUGCUCGCAUCCAAGCUGGACUUGAUGUUCGCACCACUAUCAUGCUUCGCAACAUCCCGAACCGCGUCGAUCAGCCAAUGCUGAAGACCCUUCUCGACGUUACUAGCCGUGGUCGCUACGACUUCAUGUACCUGCGGAUCGACUUCGCCAACAACUGCAAUGUUGGUUACGCCUUCAUCAACUUCAUCGACGCUCAGUCCAUCAUUCCCUUUGUUCUUGCCCGUGCUGGUAAGCGCUGGAACUGCUUCAAUUCAGACAAAGUUGCCGAAGUCUCCUAUGCUACGAUCCAGGGCAAAGACUGCCUCGUUCAGAAGUUCCGCAAUUCGUCCGUCAUGCUUGAGCAUCCUGCGUUUCGCCCCAAGCUCUUCCUCGCUGGCAACUUUCCCAACGCUGGUCAAGAAGAGCCAUUUCCCGGCCCAGACAACCAAUCCAAGAUGCGUCGUUCGGUUGAAAACGCAGAACACGUCGGUCUGUUCGUCCCACUCCAUGCAGACCAUCAAUACUGGUACCCCCAGCCCUUCGCACCUGCCCCUGCCUUUCAACAACGCAAUCCCGUCGUGCGCCCUGCUGGCAGAUUCAAUCAUGAAGAGAAUCGCCGCCGCGGUGUCUAUCUCCCACCUGCUCGCAUUGUCAAGCCAGAGCCCAUGGAGCCCAAGGAUUUCCCCCAAGACCCCUCUCCAACCCACCGCCGAAUUCCCUUCUUGGUUGACAUCAGAAGCCCCUACGAUCCCUUUGCCGGUCGUCCUUCUGCCUCUACGUGA